Epinephelus fuscoguttatus (brown-marbled grouper) is the source of this 1857-nucleotide messenger RNA. RefSeq names its product SAM and SH3 domain containing 3 (gene sash3). The record is from RefSeq and is a predicted model, not a curated record. The transcript is spliced from 9 exons. NCBI's taxonomy places the organism in Eukaryota, Metazoa, Chordata, Actinopteri, Perciformes, Serranidae. The coding region runs from base 23 to 1321 and encodes 432 amino acids. Gene Ontology annotation, molecular function: protein binding.
CGUGGCUAAUUGAAAAUCGAAAAUGGACGGCGACGAGCAAAACCUGUGGCUAAAAGAUCCGACACCUGAGGCCACACAGAGCGCGGGAGAUCUCUGUCCGCUGAAGAAGAUGUUGAGGCGAAGGCCUUCGAAUGCCUCGGAAAAAGAGCAGGUGCAGGGGCAGAAGAAGAAGCUCACUCUGCAGAGGUCCAGCAGCUUCAAGGAUUUCAUGAAGCACAAGCCCACCUCUCCUGUGGUGUCAGAGAAGGAGUUCAGCCUGGAGGAGACUGUGCCAGAGGGUGUGACACCAGAGGAGGCGGUGAAAAGUGGCAGCAAACUGGGAAAGAAAUGGCGCAACGUCAUCUCACGUACCAUGACCCGAAAAACAUCCAAGAUGGUGCAGAAGGCUCUGGCUGAAGAGGGGGGUGAGAGCGGUGAGGAGCUGUCUCCGGUCUCUGCUGAUUUUGUUCCAGAUCUGAGUGCAGGACAGCGGACAUCCGUGUGCUCCUCAGGGUCAGAGGACACCAUGCUCAGCCCCAUCACCCGUCAGCUUUCAGGCAGUAGCGACAGACAGAGCCUGGACAGCGGAUACUGCCAGAGGGACAGCAUGAGACUGGAGGAGAACGGCGUCUCUUACAACGGACCCUUCUGUGGUCGAGCUCUGGUCCACACCGACUUCACUCCCAGCCCCUACGACGUGGAGUCGCUCAAACUCCAAAAAGGAGACAUCAUCCACAUCAUCGAGAAGCCCCCCGUGGGGACCUGGACAGGGAAGCUCAACAACAAAGUGGGCUCCUUCAAGUUCAUCUACGUCAACCUGCUGCCCGACGAGAGCCCCCCGAGCAGGAGGAGACGCUGCAACAGCAAGAACAACCGCUCCAAAUCCAAACCCAAAACCCUGGAGGAGGUCCUGGACAUCAUCGGCCUGACUGAGCUGAGUUCUUUGCUGUCCAUGCACGGUUUCCAGAGCCUGGAGGACUUCACAGGGCUGAAGGAGUCUCACCUUAACGAGCUGAACAUCACAGACCCAGACGAGCGCUCCAAGAUCCUGAGCGCCACCGAGCUGCUGAGAGACUCUGACGAUGAGUCGGAGCCAGAAGAGGAGGACAGAUCUGGGGAGGACGCCAAGGAGCCCAGGGACUCUGGUUGUUUCGAGAGCUCAGAGAACCUGGAGAGCGGGCGUGAGGAGCCAAAGACGGAGGAGGAGCUACAGGAUGGAGCAUCGGAGGAGCAGACGAACCAGGAGGCAGACAACCACGAGCAGCAAGAGGAGAACCAAACAGAGCAGCUGGAUGCUCUGCAGGAGGAGCUGCAGGAGCUGACGGUGGAUGAAGGAUCUUGAGAAGUGAUGGAGGAACACUCCUUUUAUUCCUGGUUUCUCAGGGACUCUGUGGAUGGAGGUGUUAGCCAUUACAAAUGUCUCUUCAUUAUAAAAGAGCGGACUGAUAGGAACACAGUGUAACGUUCACAUGCUGUACGAACACGAUGGUCUCCGUUUUCCACAGUUUGUUUGAACUGUUGAGUGAGCAGCUCAGUUUCUCUCCGUCUGCCGUGGCUGAGUGUGCUGUUUGAAUAAACGCCAUGUAUCAUUGUUUCAAACUGAGGAUAUCAUGUGAGGUGUCUGUAUAUGAUGGUACCAAUGAAGCAUUUAAAACUCGUCUUCUUCUUUAUGACCCUGUCCCAAAUGUUUUCGCGUUGUUCCGUCUGAUACAAAUAUGAAUGUAAAAUAUUUUCUCAUACUUGUCAUGUAACUUGAAUUUGUUACUUUCAGUGCCUUUUAUUUGUGUUAUGAGUUUCUCUUUUAUGAUUUAUGUCACGUGUCAUCAUGAGGAAGUUUUGUUGCUGUAAAUGUUAUUUGAAUAAAACAUAAUUCACUGA